Lasiosphaeria miniovina is the source of this 1239-nucleotide messenger RNA. RefSeq lists its product as uncharacterized. Gene Ontology annotation, cellular component: mitochondrion. The transcript is spliced from 2 exons. Gene Ontology annotation, molecular function: oxidoreductase activity; FAD binding. The record is from RefSeq and is a predicted model, not a curated record. Lineage: Eukaryota; Fungi; Ascomycota; Sordariomycetes; Sordariales; Lasiosphaeriaceae. Gene Ontology annotation, biological process: ubiquinone biosynthetic process. Bases 1 to 1239 code for a protein of 412 amino acids.
AUGGCCAUCUCCAAGAUUAUCAUCGUGGGCGCGGGGCCAUCCGGUCUGCUUUUGGCACUACUUCUCGCGCGCGCCGGCGUAACCGUCGAGCUGCUGGAGAUGACGCACGAGCUCGACACGAACCCCCGCGCGAGCCACUACACGUCGGACAGCUGCGUGAUCUUCGACAGGGCGGGGAUUCUCGACCAGGUGCGCACCGAGGGCUUCAGCCCCAACGGCGUGUCGUGGCGCAAGCUCGACGCCGACAAGACUCGGCUCGUCGCGCUCAGCAACCCGGACCCGGCACCAGGGGAGGAGAACGACCCGCCGUUCCGGCACCGCAUGGUGUGCCUCCCACUGCACCGGCUGGGCAAGAUCCUCGAGACGGCCGUGCUCGCGCAGCCCACGGCAUCGAUCCGCUACGAUUACAAGGUGGUGGAGCUGGGGCAGGAUGACGACAGAGCUUGGGUGCGCGUGGAGGCGCCCAACGGCAUCACCGAGACCCGCGAGGCUGCCUACGUGGUGGGAUGCGACGGUGCCAACAGCACAGUACGCCGGCGCCUGUUCGGCGACUGGGUCUUCCCCGGCUUCACGUGGGACCGCCAGAUCGUCGCUACCAACAUGUACUACGACUUCUCGCCGUAUGGCUACGACGACAGCCAGUUCUUUGUCCACCCAGAGCACUGGCACAUGGUUGCCAAGAUCCAGACCGACGGCCUGCACCGCGUCACGUAUGGCGAGGUUGGCGGACUGACCCUCGACGAGCUGCGCGCCCGCCAGCCGGCCAAGUUCCAAGCCGUCUUGCCCGGCAAUCCAACGCCCGAACAGUAUAGGCUCGUCAAUUUCAGCCCCUACAAGGUGCACCAGCGAUGCGUCGACAAGAUGCGCGUGGGGCGGUUUCUGCUAGCUGCCGACGCUGCACACCUGUGCAAUCCAUUCGGAGGCCUCGGGCUCACUGGCGGCAUUGCCGACGUGGGGAGCCUGUACGAGGCAUUCGUGGGGAUCCAUACAGGUCAAGCCGACGACUCCAUCCUCGACAAGUACGACGAGGUUCGCCGUCGCAUUUGGCAUGACAUUAUCAACCCAGUCUCGUCUGACAAUAUGCGGCGGCUGUUUGAGUACCCAGACGCAGACGAGGCAAUGGAGAAAGACCCCUUCUUCAAAAUGCUGGCCGCGGCUCAGAAUGUCGCGGCCCACAAGGAAGACGGGGAGAGUGGCGAGGGAGAAAUCUUGUCGCCACCACCCGUAAGUUACCCUUGA